This is a messenger RNA of Oncorhynchus mykiss (rainbow trout), 4197 nucleotides long. RefSeq names its product von Willebrand factor A domain-containing protein 1. Gene Ontology annotation, molecular function: protein binding. The record is from RefSeq and is a predicted model, not a curated record. Lineage: Eukaryota; Metazoa; Chordata; Actinopteri; Salmoniformes; Salmonidae.
AGAGCUCUCUUGAGCUUCUUGCUAUUCGAAGUCUCUUGAAAGACUGGAAAUAAAGACGAUUGAACACUGGAAGGGGAGGACCUGGACACGGGACUGGAGUCAGGGCGAAGAACCGGCUUGAACACUCACGCCCUAGUUCGCUCAAAGCGCCUUUUACCUCACAAACUCACGGAGGAUACCCGAGCAACCAAUUUUCUGGGGAAAAUAUUACGAGAAUAAAAUGUUCCAGAAAAACAGAAACAAAACUGGAAAAGUCUGAGUGAAAGUGAGGAUAUGUGAAGUUCCAAUCUUUUUAUAGCCUGUUAGUAGCUCGAAUGUAAGCCUGAUUACCAUUUCACUUGGAGCAACGGUCCAGGCAAUGGACACUUUUUUGGAGGAAGCCCUUUCGAUAUCGUCAUAAUUCUUUAUACUGGAAUUGAUCACAAUUAACCCUUGCAAUGAAGGUUCGGGUUGCAUUUACUUGCAUGCUGGUUUGCGUGUUCCUGUGGUCGUCCAGUGGUCAAAACUCCGCACCAGAAGCAGUUUUGAACUGCUGUGAGGGUGACAUCCUCUUCCUAUUGGACUCCUCGGGCAGCGUCUCAUCCUAUGACUACUCCCGCAUGCUGGGCUUUUUGUCCGAGCUCCUCCUUCCAUUCUCAUUGGGUGAGGACCAGGUGAGGGUGAGCCUUCUGCAGGUGGGCACCCAACCCCGCCUUGAGUUUGGUUUUGACAGCCACAAUAGCCAAACUGGCCUACAGGGGGCGCUGGGGAACACCAAGCCUCUGAGGGGCGACACCAACACAGAGGAGGCCCUCAGGAUGGCCAAGGACUGGGUGCUGAAGCCCGGGGGUGGUGCGGGGGCCAGGGAAGAACUCCCCAGAGUUCUAGUGUGGCUGACGGAUGGGGUGAAGCCGGGUGAUGUGAUUGGACCAAUGGAGAAGCUGAGAGAGGAGGGCGUGGCCGUUCUGGUGAUCUCCACGGGCCACGGGAACUACCAGGUGCUGCGGCAGGUGGUCACCCCUCCUGUGGAGUCACACCUGUACUUUGUGGACAUCGACGAUAUGAGUAUCAUCACUGAGGACCUGAGGGAUGCCAUUAUUGAGAUCCUCCGGGCUGAACGGCUCCAGGUGCGAGACGUGUCCACAGACAGCGCCAUGCUGCAGUGGCGACCGGUUCUGGCCGGUUUGACCGGUUACUAUGAGAUCCGGUUUGGACCGGCUCCCAGUCUAGGAGUGAGCGAAAGAGAAGCAAGGGGGCCUGGUACCAGCCCCAGUACCAGUGGUAGUCAUUACCAACGACUGACCCGGCCAGGGGACUCCAGCAUGGCAAGGCUGAUGGACCUGAAACCAGACACCACAUACAUGGCCACACUGACUCCUAAGUCCAACCUACAGGUGCUCAACCCCCUCUCUGUCACCUUCACCACUAAGCCAGAGGUGUUGAGCCCGACUGUGGUGACGGUGUCUGACUCAGGGGCCAACGGUGUGAGGGUGAGCUGGGGUCCUCUGCAGCCAGAGUCUGUCCAGAGCUUCCAGGUGGAGUACAUGGCCCUGCCGGGGGGGAAGCUCCACAUGACUACUGUGGGCCAAGGGCAGAACUCCACCCUGCUGACUAACCUCCAGCCAGACACCCAGUACCUGGUCACCGUGAGCGCACGGCACUCCUCUGGCCGGGAGAGGGCCAUGUCUGUCAAAGUGUGCACUGAGGAGGUGAGGCCGGCUCUAGCAGACCUGCAGCUGACCACGGUGGGCAGUGACUCUGUGCAGGUGGACUGGAAAGCCAGCGUGGACGGCCUCAGGGGCUACUGGCUCACCUGGGAGGGACAGGGCAUCCACGGCUCUACCGCCGCCCCGCGCUCCUCCCUCUACUUGCCUUCCAACUCACUGUCCACACGCCUCACACACCUGCCCCCCGCCACCCGAGUGUGUGUGUCACCCGUCUACCGGACGGCACGCGGGGAGGGCCUCUGCUGUAUGGCCCAGUUUCAUUCAGAUGCAUCGGUUUGGGGCCACAGAUCAUAACAUUGCUGAGCUCAACAGGCACUAUGCCAAGGAUGGAGAGAUGAAGGAGAAGAAGAGAUAGAGGAACAAUGCAUCUGAACUUGCAUCCCUCCUUCAGUUCGUUCUCUCCUUUCUGGACAAGACACAAGGCCUUUGGCUUACAAAGCACUGUCUAAUAGAUACUGAUACGAUAGAUAGAUUGAUAGAUAGAUUGAUAGAUAGAUAGGCUUGCUGUACUAUAAAGAUCUUGCUCUAUUAGUAAGCACCCUAACUGAGUUGGGUUGCUAUCUCCAGCGAUAUAUACAUCUUGAUUUUCACAUUUACUUUACAUUGCCUAAAACCUGUAAUCACACUGUAAACAUGUUUGUUUUAGAUAUAAAAUGUAGAGAGUGGCUAAGCAUAUCAGUAUAGAUCAAGGUCAUUCUGCUUGAUGGUAUUUUGCAUAAUGUAGUUUUAAUCAACAAGACCCACUGGGCACAGACAUGGUGAUUUACUAAUUUGAAUUCAACAGAAAAUGUCACCAAGUCGUUGGAUUUAGGUUAAAAGUUGGGUGGAAAAAAACAUGAAAUUCCCUUACUUUGAUGACUUUUUGCAAAUCCAAUCAGUUUUCCACGUUGAUUCAACAUCAUCUCAUACAUUUUUGAUGUUGUUGAAAUGACGUGCAAACAACAUUGAUUCAACCAGUUUUACCCAGUGGGGAGGAAUGUAUUUUUUAAAAAUGUUCUAGCUUCUACAAUACACAAGGAGCAACCAUGUUUGCAAAAUAAUCUGAAUAUUUCCCAAAGCACCCACUCGUAAUAUUUUAGUAACACUCUUUCCAUGUGUGUGCCAACUCACUUUAAUUGAAGGGCAAAUGGACACAGAAUCCUUAAUAACAGAGGAACCCAUCUAAACCAAUGAAAAAUCUGAUUCUCUACAUGGCUGCACUGAUAAAACCACAGACGAGAUGUUCUACCAGUGAGAUGUUGCAGAUGAUUUUUCGAUAAAGGAUCAAUCUGACCGUAUUCAUACUGUAGGUGUAAUGUUUCGACAUCAUUUCAACAUCAAAAAAUCUAAGCGAUGACGUUCAAUCAACGUGGAAAACUGAUUGGAUUUGCAAAAAGUCAUCAACGUAAGGAAAUUCUGUCUCUUUUUCACCCAACUUUUAACUUAAAUCCAAUUGACAUGGUGACAUUUUAUGUUGAUUUCACAUUGACUUCAUGUUAGUUGACGACUCAACCAAAUGUAAAUCAAAAAUAGACGUUGAACUGACGUCUGUGCAGUGCGGUGGGUCUGUUAUCAGCUGGUUUCUGCUGCCUCCCUGUGGAAGUUGUACUGAUGCAUUUUAGAUCCUUUUUAGAUAGUUUCAGUGUUGGUUUGUUCAUAUUCAUUACAUUGAGAGUUGUUCAUCACUAUAUUAAAUGAACUAGUUUUACAACAUAGCGGAUUUUCAUUGAGAAUGAUCAUGCAUAUCCAAAGUGAUUACAGGUGUAAUACAAUGUAUUUGUUUGGUCAUUUUUAUUUUCACUCCUAACUAACUGCAUCACAUUUUUUUGCAUUAACAUUAACUGCAUUAACUUCCAGAACUGUCUCUUAGUGCCUAGUAUUGAUGGAUGCUGUUGGGUUGUUGCAGUCACCUCUCACAGUGGUACAUCAGUUAAAGCACAGGGACUGAAUGACUGACCAUUUAUUGAGGAUCAGGAUGCUAAUUAGAGGAAUUAAUUGAAGAAGGGUUGAUAUCAAAAGGGAUUGUAGAAAUUAUGAUGAAUAUGAAACAUUCAUAUCUGAUUUGUGAGGAAAAGCUGGAAAUAGAGGUUGUCAAAGGGUGAGUCUUAUUUCAUGGCCUUCCCCUGUAAGACAUUCUAUGCAUCUCUAACUCCCAUUCUAAUUUUCUCAUCUCCUCACUCUUCUUUGCCAUUUUUCCUCUGGCCUUAGUUAUCUUUGUUUUCAUUAUUAUUUUGGUUAGGUCAGGGUGGGACAUGGGGGAUUUAUGUGUUUUGUCCGUUCUAGGUAGUUUUGUAUGUCUAUGGUUGCCUAGAUUGGUUCUCAAUUAGAGGCAGCUGUCUGUCAUUGUAUCUGAUUAGGAACCAUAUUUAGGCAGCCAUGUUCUUUGGGUAUUUUGUGGGUGAUUGUCUUCUGUCUUUGUGUCAUUGCACCAGAUAGGACUGUUUCGGUUUUCACAUUUGUUGUUUUGUAUUUUGUAGUGUUCUCGGUUAUCGUCUUCAUUAAACAUGUUGAA